UAGUGAAGAUUCAUUUUUGUUAUACUAGUUGUGUAAAUAAUUCAACACGUAAUGACCAAGUUAACAUCGUGUUACAAUAAUAAUAAUUCCAUCUAAAGAAUAUGAUAAAAAAUGUAACUAAAGAAGCAAAAUGAAGCCGUCGCAAAUAUAUAAAUUUAUGUAAGAAUUAUAAAUAAUAUAUACAUAACAUGUAACUUUCGCUGCAAUAUGUCUAAAUUAAACAUUUUCAGUCAUAUAAAAUGGCAACUGCACCCAUAAUUGAUAUUAACCCGAAAUCUUUAUUAAAAACCGUUGAUGAUUCACACCCGAUCAGAGUACAAAAAAAAAUUAACUCUUCUUGAAUCACACGGAUACACUCUCACUAGAACAGGUGCCGGUUCAUACAUACUGUAAAAGUAUGUUAUACACCCAAGUCAUUUCAUCAUUCAAAAGAAGUUUAUGUUUCUAUUUCAAAGUACCGUCUUCCGUUACGAAUGCAAGUUUGACAUCUUAGGGAAACUGAAUUUAUCACUCUCCGAAUUUCGUUUUUAUAUCUUGUCCUUAUCUUUCUAUGAACGCAUUAUUCAAUUUUUCUUGUCCUGGAAUUGACGUUUCAGAACUGAUCUUAAUUCUCUCACCCAUCAGAUAUUUCCGUAAUUCGAUCUCUGGGUUAUUGCGUUUGACUACUUCAAACAAUUUCACAUAGUAGACAUGGCUAGAACGAGUAGGUUUAUCUCGUUUCUCCCGGUUAUCAUCGUCUUAUUGUUACAUUUCGAUGUACCAACAACGAACUCGCUAUUGAGUUUAGAUUUCAUAUUUUUAUUCUAAUUUUUUUAUAAAAUAUUUACAGACCUAUGUUGGUAUAAUAUUUUCUUCUUACUUUUACUUAUUGAACAUAAUGGUGCAGUUUGAUCGUUUAAUCCGUGGACACCCUAUAUAUUUGCGGAAAAGUGGCUGCGUAAAAUAUGGCUGAAUUACGCGGUAGAAAGCAGCCGGUAGAGGGCAUUCAACGCGUGUACACGCAAUCGCGUGCCUCCACCGAAAGAGAAGGCGACAUCGAAUUGCCCUUCACGUUCCAAAAAGCUGCUCCGGUUUCGGCGUACAUUUUUCUUGGCUACUUCCGACGCGCCCGACCAUCCUGGCUGUCAUGAGGACCUGAAUGGCGUUGGCAUCAAGAUCCGUCCGUCGUCUCGCUGGCUGCCAAUCGUCCGUACACAGAAACGAAAAUUUCAAUCAUUGCAAAGAUGACAGCUGAUUCGGAAAAAGACAACACUCACUGCUUGAUAUGUAAUAGCAAAGUUGGAGUUUCUACUAGGAAUAGUAUACGUAUUUUUAAUGAAGAGUCUGUAACGUCUUCAGAGAAGCCACUUGUAGACAUAAUUUGUACUGUCUUAGAAACAGACUUGAAUGAAGAAAAUGUACAUUCUCUUGUCAUAUGUAAAAAAUGCUACAAAUUAUUUAAUGAGGUUGAUGAACUUGAAAAUAGACUGACGGAAGUGAAAGUAGAAUUGUAUAGUAAUUAUAAGAAAACUAUUAAACAAUUAUCUGACGAGCAAAAUGAAGAAGAAUUUAAUGAUCACGAUUACAUAGAAAAUAUGGACUCUCAAGAUGCAGAUGGGGAGAUUAAAUAUGCAGACAAGGACGAUCAAGAAGACCAAGAAAUGGAGGGAGAAGAAGAAAGAUUAGAGGAAGAAGACGAAGAGGAUCCUGCCUGUGAGCAGGAGGAAAUUAUUCUGAAAGAUCCAUCAGUGCCAGAGACGAGCAAUGCAGACGAGAGGAAGAGAAUGAAACGGUCAAAAGUAGUUCCAAAAGUUGAACCUCCUCAAGAGCAAGUCGUAUCUAGAGAUGGUUCUAUGUAUACUUGUUUGUUAUGUAUAAACGAAGAAGAUAAAACGGUGGGAGACGCCAAGUCUAUUAUCGCGCACGUGAGAAGUGUGCAUGAAACCCGUUUAUAUAUUUGCGAUAUAUGCGGAGAUGAUUUUCGAAAAAGAAAUGAGCUCUCCGUACAUCUCGAUGAUCAUGUCGCUAAAGAAGAGGGAGACUUUCAAUGCGAGAUAUGCAACAGAAUUUUCAGUAAUUUACGACUGUUUAGAAUUCACAAGAGGAUACAUUAUCCGCAAGUGAAAUCCUGGCCAUGCGAAACGUGUGGCAAACGAUAUAGUUCCAGAAAUCUACUGGAGGAACAUAUCAAUACUCAUACGGGUAUACGUCCAUAUGUAUGCGAAAGUUGCGGCAAAGAUUUUGCUUCGAAAUAUACGCACAAAGCGCACGUUAAGACGCAUGAGAUACGACCGCGACCCUACGAAUGUUCACAAUGCAGUAAAACAUUUUUGAGCCAACAGAACUUGAAUCAGCAUGAAAGGACUCACAACGGCGUAAAGGAAUACGUUUGCCACCAAUGCGGUAAAGCGUUUGGCUCGCCACACAAUUUGGAAGUGCACAAUAUAGUGCAUACGGGUUACAAACCGUACAUUUGUAGAGUCUGUGGUAAAGCGUUUGCGCGCAAAGCUGAAAUAAGAGAUCACGAAAGAACGCACACUGGAGAGAAGCCGUACCAGUGUGAAUUCUGCGGAGCUACAUUUAGCCAACGAUCGAAUUUGCAAUCGCAUAAGCGUGCGACGCAUUAUAACGACAAGCGGUAUAAAUGCGACGAUUGUGGAAAGGGCUUUAAACGACGACGAUUGUUGGAUUAUCAUAUAAAAGCGGCACACACUGGCGAAAGGCCAUACAAAUGCAGUAUAUGUACAGCGACAUUUGUUUACCCGGAACAUUUUAAAAAGCAUAUGCGUAUACAUACUGGCGAGAAACCAUAUCUUUGCGAGGUAUGUGGAAAGGCAUUUAAUAGCCGAGACAAUAGAAACGCACAUCGAUUCAUACAUAGUGAUAAAAAGCCAUACGAAUGUCUUGUAUGUGGUAUGGGUUUUAUGAGAAAACCAUUGUUAUACGCUCACAUGCAAACACAGGGUCACUUAAACGACACUAUCGUCGUCAAUCAGCCGCGUCUUACUACUGAAGACGAUCAAGUUAUAACAAUAUCUGAUGGUAAUGUUGAGCUUUUAGUGGAUGAAGCCGAAACUGAUCAGCUGGAUGAAACCGAACUAUACGUCACGGAAUUAAAGGAUCAUGUUAUAAUACAGCAACCAACAGAGGAUCCAAUUUAUAAUGAAGAAGAUGUGUUGAAUAUACCGACGGAAGAGCAUGUCGCGGACGAGGAAGGGAAUCCUUUAGUUGACGAAGAAAUGAAUUUUGCCGAAAGCGAAGUGUUGGAUAUUAAACCUGAAGACGCGGAACAAGUAGAAGAAGUAUAUAAUUACGCUGAAGCUGAAGAUGUUGAAACGAUAGUUGUACCAACUACCUCAGAAUACAAAGACGAAGAAGACGAUAAGAGCGCGGUGCGAUUAGUGCAGAUUCGAUUCCCGUCGUCGGUUAGCGGGGAAAGCCGUAGCUGGUUAAGCCUUGUGCAGAACACAUGAAUUUUUGUAUUAUUUGUUAUACACUAUAGCUUUCUAAGCAGGAAAACAUUUCUUAGUAAAUAAGGCAUACUGAUACGCGUAAAUGAGUGAGUGAAUAAACUAGCCUUAAAUGGAAGCACGUUGAAUUGA
Ceratina calcarata is the source of this 3581-nucleotide messenger RNA. RefSeq names its product zinc finger protein 714. Lineage: Eukaryota; Metazoa; Arthropoda; Insecta; Hymenoptera; Apidae. The record is from RefSeq and is a predicted model, not a curated record. The transcript is spliced from 12 exons. Gene Ontology annotation, cellular component: nucleus. The coding region runs from base 1224 to 3452 and encodes 742 amino acids. Gene Ontology annotation, molecular function: zinc ion binding.